Micropterus dolomieu (smallmouth bass) is the source of this 1059-nucleotide messenger RNA. Its product is annotated as BTB/POZ domain-containing protein 10-like. Gene Ontology annotation, biological process: positive regulation of phosphorylation. The annotation marks the transcript as partial. The record is from RefSeq and is a predicted model, not a curated record. Gene Ontology annotation, cellular component: cytoplasm. The transcript has a single exon. Lineage: Eukaryota; Metazoa; Chordata; Actinopteri; Centrarchiformes; Centrarchidae.
GCUACCCGACCUAUAAAGAGAAGGUGAAACGGCGUCCUGGAGGUCGCCCGGAGGUCAUCUACAACUACGUCCAGCGUCCCUUCAUCCGCAUGUCCUGGGAGAAGGAGGAAGGGAAGAGCCGCCACGUGGACUUCCAGUGUGUCAAGUCAAAGUCCACCACCAACCUGGCUGCAGCCGCUGCAGAUAUUCCCCAGGACCAGUUGGUGGUCAUGCAGCCUCCGGGGCCGCAGGUGGAUGAGCUGGACACUCUGCCGCAGCCGCCAGGCGUCAACGAACCCCACCAGCCGCCGUUCGGGCAGGGUCCGGAGAACAACGCGGCCCCCCACUUGGCGCAGGGCUAUGAGGGCCCCAACCAGCAGGCUCAGGACAGUCCGAGCCAGGCCGCGCACAACCUGGCCCACAGUAACCAGCAGCACGGCAGCAGCCACACUCAGGCCACUUACCACUACGAGCCGGACCCAGACACACCGUCACCCUCGGCAUGAGACUGGCUGCACACUUUAUCCCCAACCCAACACCACCACCGCUGUGUUCACACUGACGGCAACUCGUGCUUUUAUUGACACCGUCACACUGAGAUAAAUUCAGAGCUGGGAAAUGCUAACGAACUAAAAAAUAACCAACCUUGACAUAAUUCUUCUCUGAGCGUUCUCCAGAGUGAGGUUGGUAGGGAAGGCGAGAAGCACAGAAACCAACAGCCAAUAAGCACACAAAGUUCAGCCUUCCUCAGCUGACAUUAAACCACUUGUUGCUUUCAGUGUGAACGCAGACCUUGUUCCCCCUCACCCCUUCUCGUUCUCCUCGUCCUCCUCCUCCUGAGUGGCAAAACACCACUUUGCCUUCUGUUGCACCUCUGCUGCAGCCAUUCUCAGUCAGCACAGUGUCCGAAUGAACCAAUGAACUGUCCAGCAGCCAGGGAUGGAUGAUGCACAUCAGCAGGCUUCCUCACCCACCUCUGUUCACUCUGUUUUUAUUUAUCUGACCAAAGGAGACUUGAGUUGCGUUCUGUAUGCAUGUGAAAAGAGCGCUGUAUUACAUCAUAAUGAAGCGCGCGUGUUU